Xenopus tropicalis (tropical clawed frog) is the source of this 1575-nucleotide messenger RNA. RefSeq names its product FOS-like antigen 1 (gene fosl1). The transcript is spliced from 4 exons. Gene Ontology annotation, cellular component: nucleus. NCBI's taxonomy places the organism in Eukaryota, Metazoa, Chordata, Amphibia, Anura, Pipidae. Gene Ontology annotation, biological process: regulation of DNA-templated transcription; regulation of transcription by RNA polymerase II. The record is from RefSeq and is a predicted model, not a curated record. Bases 225 to 1121 code for a protein of 298 amino acids. Gene Ontology annotation, molecular function: double-stranded DNA binding; sequence-specific DNA binding; DNA-binding transcription factor activity.
UCUAAUAUCCACUUAUUAUACUGUUAGAGUUAAAACAUCUUUUAUCCGAAAAACAGUGUACUUGACGUACUCGAAGGAUCCAGCAACGCAGUUUCGCACAACUUUUGACAAUUACCCCCCCACUAUUUUAUAUAGUUCAGUCUGCCAAUCUUCAUUCAUAAACUUUGACUGGGGGCAGUCUGAGUCAGAGUGAGUUAAACCGAGGAGUAGUGAGGAUCCAGAACAUGUACAGAGACUUCACUGGAGCCUUCCCUCAGCCAGAUUCGGGGUGCAGCAGCCACGGCCUACGGAACUCGGGAUCUUCCCCAAUUUUAGGAACUUCAGGAAUGGGACACAGCGUCAGACUGAACCCACCUCCCGAGGACGCGCAGCAGAAGUAUCCAGUUCACACAUCCUCGGGUCAAUUUAUCCCAACAUUGAAUGCUAUCACAUCAAGUCAGGACCUUAACUGGAUGAUCCAACCAAGUGUACGCCCCCUGAAUUUACCACCAUACCAAAGCCCUCGGCAUGGGGUAAUCCGUAACAUGGGAGGAGUCUUGAGUAUGGGGCGAAGGAGAAAUGGAGAACAUCUGUCACCAGAGGAAGAGGAGCGAAGACGAGUGAGACGUGAGCGGAACAAGGUAGCAGCAGCAAAAUGCCGUAAUCGUCGCAAGGAGCUAACAGAUUACCUGCAGGCAGAGACAGACAAACUUGAAGAAGAGAAGUCAUCCCUCCAGAAAGAAAUUGCUGAGCUGCAGAAGCAGAAGGAUAAGCUGGAACUCAUCCUUGAGGCUCACCAGCCUAUAUGCAAGUUUCCUGACUCCCAUCACAACAUGCAGCAAGUGGACUCCUCCAGGCUGGUUAAGAAGGAACCACAUGAAGAGUCACCCAGGGGACCUAAAGUCAACCUUCCCAGGAUAGAGCUGAGCGACACAAUCCUAGAGCCAGAGGCCCUUCACACCCCAACACUCAUGAAGACACCAUCCAUUACUCCUUUUACGCCAAAUUUGGUAUUCACUUAUCCUGGUCCACAAGAAUCAUGUUCUACAGCGCACCGAAGGCUGAGCAGAAGCAGCAGCAGUGGUAGUAGUGGAGAGCAAAGUCCAUGUUCUCUAAGUUCUAACAGCCUACUGACUCUUUAGAAAAAAGAAAAAAUAUAUUUUUUACUGUGUGUGCUUCUGGGUCUGGAUUCACCUGUUAGAAAUCUACGCCAACCCAAAAGUUUUAUAGACACUCUAUAUAGAAUUUUAUUCACUUUCUUAAUAAGGCAUGCUAUCACUUACCUCAUACUUCCUCUCUUAAGAAACCACAUUACUUCCCAAUUAAUGAUUCUAGUCAGAUGCGUGACCUGUCAUUAUACGGUUACAAGUAAAGUGUGUGUAUAUGACUGCCUGACCUUAAAUACGGUCCAGGGUAAAGUCAGCGGCUGAGCCGGUGUUAAAUUUAGUGGCAUUUUUUAGUAGGUUCCUAUAUAAAAGCAGCAGUAGAGCAGGUUCUCUCUGUAUUUAUUAAAAAGAUAUUUUUAUAUGAUUUAUGCUUGACAUAGAAAACGUGCAUUUUGAUAAUAGCACAUUAAUAAAAACCUGUAAGAAAAUA